AUGGAACAAUAUUGGUUCUCAUUUGCCUUUGUUAUGGGUGCGACCACCUUACUUGUCACCUUCUCGUUCUUAUUUCGCCCCAAAUCCCUCAAACAAAAGCUUGUUUCUGUUGCCGGUCAUCCUCUUUCUCGACCACCACCUCCAGGAUCACUUGGGUGGCCAUUCAUAGGAGAAACCUUGGACUACAUAAGUAAGCUUAGAAACGGAAACAUUAGAGAAUUUGUUGUGGAGAGGGUGAAGAAGUAUGGGUCAUCGAAUGUCUUCACCACGUCGGUAAUAGGGCAUCCCAUGACUAUCAUGUGUGGGGUUGAGGGUAACAAAUUACUUUUCUCUAACGAGAACAAGCUUGUGAAAAUCUGGUUCCCUUAUACGAUAGAAAAGAUCUUUGCAAAGUCUCAUGGAAAAUCCAUAGGAAGUGAUUUCGAUCAAGUGCGAAGAAUACUUCAGAAGUAUCUCAAACCAUCUACUCUUCAAAAGUAUGUAGGUACAAUCGAUAAUGUAAUGCAAUUAGAACUAAAGGGACAAUGGAAACCAAACAAGCCAGCUAUCGUACGUGAUCUUUCAGGAAGAUACACGCUUGGGGUGGCAUGCCGAUUAUUUUUGGGAUCAAAAGAUCCCAGCAUGAUCGAACAACUUGAAGAACCGGAGAAAGAUAUAGCCGCCGGAAUAAUUUCAAUUCCUAUAGAUUUUCCUGGAACAACAUUUAAUCGGGCAUUGAAAGCUGCGAAAAAACUAACCGCGCUACUCGUGGAGGUUAUUAGACAAAGGAAGGUCGAUCUUGCAACUGGUAGUGCAUGUACAACGCAGGACAUACUCUCUGAGAUAGUCAAUUUGAAUGACGAGAAUGGUGAGUUGUUAAAGGAAGUUGACAUUGCGACUCAUCUAAUAGGUCUUAUCCACGGAGGAUAUGAUCCUGUAAGGUGUGGACUAACAUUCAUCGUAAAGUACUUGGCCGAGUUUCCACAAGUUUAUGAUCAAGUUUUUAAAGAGCAAAUGGAAGUGAAAAAGUCCAAGAAAGAAAAUGAAACGUUGAACUGGGAAGACGUGAAGAAAAUGAAAUAUUCAUGGAAUGUUGUGCAAGAAGUAUUUAGGUUAACGCCGCCCGUUGUUGGGACGUUUAGAGAGGUCAUUAGAGACUUCACAUUUGGGGGAUACACAAUUCCUAAGGGAGAUAAAAUACAUUGGACUACCUAUUACACGCACAGGGAUUCAAAAUAUUUUCCUAAUCAUGAGAAAUUUGAUCCAUCGAGAUUUGAUGGAAAAGGGCCUCCGCCGUUUUCUUAUGUACCUUUCGGGGGAGGACCUCGUAUGUGCCCAGGUAGUGACUAUGUAAAGGUGGUAACAUUGGUUUUUAUGCAUAAUAUUGUUACGAGUGCGAUUGGGAUCCCAAUCGUGCUGUUUGCGCUCAUCCUUUACUGCAAAAUUCCAACCUAUAUGGCUCCUUUGAAGAUUAAGCAGUUUGUGCUUGAUCUUUCCUAUGACUGGCACACGCCCGUCCAGUGUUGUGACUCGGAAAAUAUUGUUGUUAUUGGUUUUGCUGUACAUAAUGGAUCAUUAGGGUCGUUGGUUGGUACCAAAGACCUAAUUGGACAUUCUAUUGGAAAAUUGGUCAUGAAAUCUUGUUUGACUGAAACUAAUGAUAAUCGGGUCACUAGUGCUGAAAGCUCAGUUCCUAUGUUGGAGAAAAAUUGUCAAAAGGGUCCUACGGUGUUGUAG
This is a messenger RNA of Impatiens glandulifera, 1716 nucleotides long. RefSeq names its product beta-amyrin 28-monooxygenase-like. The transcript has 6 exons. The record is from RefSeq and is a predicted model, not a curated record. Gene Ontology annotation, molecular function: iron ion binding; monooxygenase activity; oxidoreductase activity, acting on paired donors, with incorporation or reduction of molecular oxygen. Bases 1 to 1716 code for a protein of 571 amino acids. NCBI's taxonomy places the organism in Eukaryota, Viridiplantae, Streptophyta, Magnoliopsida, Ericales, Balsaminaceae. Gene Ontology annotation, biological process: sterol metabolic process.